CUGUGUCCUGAGCAGAUUAAAUACUUUUAAUGUAAUUUGGAAGAUGGCUAAUCUUAUCGCUUAUCCUUUAUAAAGUCGGAGUAUUAGGAGCAAGUAAUGCCAUUUCUCAAUGUCUGAUUGUCAUGGGACAGACAGCGUCAAUUCCUCGUAAAAGCACUGCCUACGUCCUGGAACUGCAUGAAUGGUAUAGGUAAUUUUUUUAAUAUUUUGCUAAAUGAGUGAUAUUUUGAUAAAUGUUAUCCUCUAAGUAUAUUUUAGUAAGGUCUGGAUACAAAAGGCAGUAACUUGACUGAUUCAGUUGACUUGAUGUGAAACUUUCGCACGGACGAUAUUUGUAAUAUUUGCAUGAAGCAAAAAUGUAGAAUAUUUGGUGUCGUUAAAAAAAUAAAUGGUUGAGAAAUAAAUGAAAAGAAUUAACAAUAAGUCAAUUAGUAUGAAUACUUUAGAUUAGACAUAUGACAAUGUAGUUUACAAUUAUUCAUAAAAUAUUUUUUUUAAUAAUCGGAUUUAUAAAGUAAAACAAAGCCGAAAUGAAUGAGCAGUAUUAAGAAUGAAUAGUAUAUUUGUAUAAACUCUUGCUUUCAUUAAAUAUUUAAACAAUUUCUGCUGCCGUAAAAUAGCACAAUAUAUUUCUUGUAUUUAACCAAUAACUUAAUCUAUGAAGUUUACAGAAAAACAAACAAAAAUUUGAAGGAAAUAAAUCGUAACAAUUGACAGAUUUUUCUAAAUAAAUCCAAAGGAAAAUGAUGACGACUUAUUUUGGUAUAACAGAACAUCGCUCAGUUUGUUAUUGUUGUAGACAGAGUUUCUUAUCUAAAUGAAAUCUUUAUAUAAAGUUAAAAUGUAUACACUAUAUAGCAUUGUAUAUGUAUGUUAUUGUUGAUUGCUUUGUAAUGUAAUAAUUUAUUUAACAGUUUUUAUUUAUAAUUAUCAUUUUAUACACACCAUUGUGGAAGCGAAACUUGGCGAGCUGAUGUUCUCGCAUUGCGCCCAUUCUGAAAGAUACUUGUUUGGCUAAAAAAACAGUGCAGAAAAUCUAGUUAAUAUUCUCUGAUUUAAUAUAAAAAUUAGUCUCUCAUGGGAGGAAGCCAUACCACGCAUUCCUGUUUUAGAAAACAACAAGCCGUGUACAUUUAUUAUCAGUUUACCAACAUCUUUUACUAACUCUUUAUUUAUUUACACGAGACAGAUUUGUAAAUCGAUAUUUAAUACACAUGUAGGAAUGUUAAUAAUUAAUUUUUUAUCUACAAUUAUAAUAUUCCCACAAUUCCAAAGGAAGAAGAUAAUACUAGAGGAAUUGCAUUAAUAUUAGUUGACCUACUGCCCAAUCUCCAGCCACACCUGAUAUGUGAGUUUUCAAACAAGAGUUUGAUACGAUUUCUGUCAGAAGAAUUUAGACAAUGUGUGUCUACAUUCUGUCACGUUAGCAAUGGUGUGUGUGUGUGUGUGUGUGUGUGUGUGUAGAACUGAAGGGACGGUCAGAGCCAAUUAUAGCAGUAGACAGCGGUGGAGAUAAAUGCCUAUGGGGCACACAUUGUGCGUGGUGCUUUUCUAUGUUUGCGAUCCUUGCAGCCUGACGCACACUGAUAUCGGGUUCUAUGGCCACAGAGUGAAGAUAUACUGUACAAAUCUGCAAAAUAUUUUUAAUUUUUUUAUUUAGCAAAAAUAAAGAGAUUUGAAAGUGGAGAAAAAUAUAUGAAUAUGGAAUACUCUUAUUUAACACUAGUUGUGUUGGUGGCUGUGGUGUCGCUUUAAAGGAUCAAUCUAGACACCAUAACUAUUACAGAACUGUCCCCAAGGUAAAAGUCACACCAUUGUCCAUCAGUUGGCUACUUACCUGGGUCACCCAGUCACCUGUGGACCAGCCCCUCUUAAAUAUCACUAAAUAGUAAGGUGUUUGCUAGUGUCCUAUCCUUUAGAUUGUAAGCUCACAGGCUAAAUAGGCACUUUGUAUAAAAAGAGCUUUAAUUGAUACGGGCAGGGUCCUCUUCACCUAUUUGUCUGUGUAUAUUGUACAUUCUCCCCUAAUUGUACAGAAUGCUUUAUAAAUGCCAGUAAUAAAUAUAAAAUAACAAUAUUUGGAUCUCAUUUGGGGGGCGUAUAAAAUGUAUGCACUAUUUCAGCAGAAGGUAGGUUUAGCACCGGAGUCUAUGUUUGUUAUUCAGUGGCAUGUGUGGACCUCCUGAUAAGACUUCGAGCUGUAAUGCAGUAUCUUGGUUACUUUGAUUUGUGGGUAAAGGGUUCUACGAAGGUGCAGCUAUGUGUCUUGCUACAUGUUUUACGUGUCGAGUCCUUCCCAUGGGUGAUACCUAAAUUAAAAGACACUCACCCAGCAUAACAAACUGUCUUUUUGCAGGCGCUUGUCUCCUGCCAUGACGUGGGUUCAGGUGCUGUCCCAUUUUACCCGGGUUUCACAAGCCUGAGGUUUGUUUUUUGCUCCAAGAGGUCAGCAGUCCAUUGAUUUUGGUUGCUCAUGCGGGUGGAAAUGAUGUGGGAGGGUUUGCACAGUUGAAUUAGUGGAUUUUAUUAAACCGGAUCUGGCCAGUACAUGGCCCUGUUUUCCAGUGCUUUCUUAGUUUGGUACGAGGUGGUUCCUCAUCCGUGCUGGAGCCCUUGAUCAUUUUAAAUCUUUGGAAAGGGCUAGGUGUAAGCUUAAUCAUUGAGUUUCCCAGUUUGUUUGCAGGGUUGGAAGCAGGGCCGGCGCCACCUAUAUGUGAAGUAGGUGCCGGCCUAGGGCGCACAUUUGGAAGGUGAGCCUCCUCAUGCGGCGCUUCUAAAAGUGCCACGGCAGCAUCCACGCCGUGCGGCACUGAUGAGAUAGGCGCCGGCGCCACUCAGAAAAGAACGAUUGAGGGAGCGUCGGGAGCGCACACAGUUCAAUUUGUAUUGCGCCGCCCGGUACUGUAUUGCCCCGCCAGCCGAAGCUGUAUUAGAGCGUUGCUGUGGGUUACCGCAGCAACGCUCUGAUGCAUUUCCUGGCGCCUCCUGGAAGGAGCUGCAUUUCCCACCGGACGACCAGGGAGCCGGAUUCCCCUUCCCUGGCCAAGGUAAGUUUCUGGUAGGGGGAAGAAAAAUUAAAUUUUCUUGUAUAAUUUUUUGGGAAAAGAAAUAUAUUUUGAAACCUUCCCCAUAUCCCUUUUUUAACUCCUUACAUCGCUACUAGUGCCCCUAACACCCCGUUAUAAGUCAUAAUCCCCCAAUACUGCCACAACACCCCACUUCUGCCCCUUACCACCCACUACAGGUCCUAACCCCCCAAUACAGAACCCCACUACCCCACUACAGCCUCUGACCCCCCACUACCCCACUACAGGUCCUAACUACCCAGUACUGUUACUGACCUACCACUACAGACCCUGACUCCUGGGUACUGCCCCCAACAUCCCCCUACCCCCCACCCACAGGUUCUAACCCCCAAUACAGAACCCCACUACCCCACUACAGCCUCUGACCCCCCACUACCCCACUACAGGUCCUAACUACCCAAUACUGUCACUGACCUACCACUACAGAUCCUGACUCCUGGGUACUGCCCCCAACAUCCCCCCACCCCCCACUACAGGUUCUAACCUCACACUGUUGCUUUACUGCAGUCUGGACAAAUGAGCUGCCCAGGCAGACCAGGACAAGAGCAUUAAUACUGGCCAGUUGUCAAGUCUGCUGUAGAAUCAGUCCCUCAUGGAUGGGACAUAUGUGAUGUUAUGACAUGUCCGAAUCAUGUGGGCAGGACAUUGUGAUGUCACUACAUGUGGGGAAGGCAAAAUUCCUUGCACCGGCCCUGAUUGGAGGAGUAGUGGUGCAUCAUUAUGAGUUAGGGGGGGAUAAUGUGGACCUGAUGUGCCGGGAUGGUGUCCAUCUCCAUGAGACUGGGAUGGACAUAUUUAAUACAGGUAUUGAGAGUACUGGGAGAGGGGGUAUCCUGGGAGAGGGUUUGCAGGAAUCGAACUCUGGAACUGUGCUGUACGUGCACAAACUUAGCCAAAAAUUCUUUGUUUGUUUAUUUUGUUUCAAACUGCUGUGAAAUAUUUAAAAAUGACAAGAUCAAGAUAUUGUAGAAUAUUUUUCUGAUGACAAAGCAAAAAAAAAAAAAAAUAUCAAACAAAACAAAAAUCAAACAAAAAGAAAACCGGUUCCCUCACUUAGCUGUGUCUGCAGUAUUUAAUCCCUUUCAGCGAGCAUGUCUGACACAAUCCAGUCUCAGGAGCUUCCAGCAUCACCUGCAGAAAAAAAAACACCCAGAUUUCUACACGCCAGGAGACUGACGGUGCUCUAAGAAUGUCCCUCCUGGGCGGUCACAUAGUGUAUAGAGGGGACGCUAGGUGUCCGCGUUAGGAGAAAAAUGGUGGCAUUUUGUGUGGGCCUGUUUCUAUUUACAUCCCACACCUGAUGGUAUCUUCCAUAUUAGUAAUUCAGAAUUACUCUUCCUUAUUUGUGCCUUUUUUAUAAUUUCACAAUGGCUGUAUCUUUAACUCUUAUAUUCCCAACCCGCACACCACAAAGCUAUGGUGGGACAUGAUUCUGCUACAUCAGAUGUCACCCUCUCGCUGGGUCAUUGCAGGUAAAGGGGGAUGUCCACCAUCUUUAAUGGGACACUCCAAAAACCCCAAGUACUUUAGUUUGCUAAAAUGCUUAAUGCGUGAAGAGGGUGUCCUUUUUUUUCAUUUUAGAAAAAGUGCAGGUUUUUAAUACAAAUUGUCACUUACACGCACAUGGCUGUCAAUCAGACAACCAGUCCUUUUACUUUCUGGUUUGGUUUGCUCGGUAGUCUGAACUCAAGAGGCCGCAGUUGCCCAGAGCACCUGCUUUGCACAGAUUUCUGAUUGAGCUGCAUUGGGAUUUGGGAAGUCAGUGAUUGGACAGUCACAGAAGGUUUGGGCAGGAUUAGAAGGGAAGAUUUGUAAAGGCAGCAGGAACGAGAUCUGCAUCUUUUACAAGCUGUUUUUAGAUAAACGCCCAAUGAAAAAAUGCGUAAUUAAAUCCAGGUAUGUUUUAAUUUGGGGUAUAUCUACUAAAUAGUGAUUUUUGUUUUGUAUUUGAACAGUGGAGUGUCCUGUUUUAUUAAGACCUCUCUAUACUCUCAUUGCCACAUUACAUUGCUCUUAUUUGGUAGUUUAAUUCCAGUAGAUUCAUAGCUAAAUUGUUGUAUAAAAACGCUGACUGCUAUUAUAUUGUCAAAUAUAUAACAUGUUUCACAUCUAUGGUAUGCAUUAUACUUUUUGAAUGAUAAAUCUCUCAUUUAAAAAUUCCAGAAAGUUUAUUGAAGAAUGUCCCAGCGGACUAAUCACACUCCACGAAUUCAGGAGAUAUUUCGGCGAUUGUACGGUGGGCAAUGAGUCUUCGGAAUACGCAGAGCAGAUAUUUCGCACCUUAGAUAACAAUGGGGUAAGUAAGUCUCUGGGGUUUAACUAAAUUCAGAAUUGUCACAAAUUAAAAUCCAUGUGGAAAGAUUUAGGCUUAAAUAGCUUAUGUGGAAAAAUGAUCAAACUCAGCUAUAACUUGACUAUUUUAGACUUAAUUUCACUUUCUGAUUUUAAUUUGUUUCAUGCUGUGUCUGUGUUUGAUACAUUAACAUCAGGGAAUGUUAUAUGAAUUCCUGUCCGUAAGAUACGGGCUUCGUGGGGAGACUGAAUGAAAAGAAGACGUCGGUGAUCGCAGACAUUUGUGAAAUAUAUUUCAUAUGAAGCCUGGCAUAACAACUGUGUCACAAAUAUCUCUGGGUCCAAAGUUAAUUAUCACAUCUCUGGUACAUGGCGAGAGAAAUGAAAAACACCCAAACAUGCGCGACAGAGACAGAGACAGAGACAGAGAGAGAUCAAUAAAUAGAUGGAUAGAUACUGGAUAAAUAGAUCGCUAGAUGGAAAGAUAGAUAUACAGAAACUGGAUAGAUAGAUACAUAGAUAGAUACAUAGAUAGAUGGAUAGAUAGAUAGAUAGAUAGAUACUGGAUAGAUAGAUAGACAGACAGACAGACAGACAGACAGAUACUGGAUAGAUAGACAGACAGACAGAAACUGGAUAGAUAGACAGACAGAUAGACAGACAGACAGAUAGAUACUGGAUGGAUAGAUAAAUACUAGAUAGAUGGAUAGUUACUGGAUGGAUAGAUAGACAGACAGACAGACACAUUGGUUACUUGGAAAAUAUGAUGAAUUAUGAUAAAUAAUAUGUAACAUUAGUUAUAAUAACUUUUUUUCAAGGUUUUUUUCCCUUGAAUGCAUAUCAUGGCUACCAUUUGGGAGAUAAGGGGGGCACCAAUGCCGGCCACAUGCCUCCAGAUUUAGGAAGCUUGCAAAGUAAAGUCUCUGGGAGCUGGACAGUUCAUUAGCCACUAAUUGCCCAUCAACCAGAGACAACAAUAAGGAGUCAGCUACCCUGAGAUGGCAUCGGGUGCUUUGAGGUUACAUUCUAUCACUCACUGCCCAUCUGGUGCCCGGGGCUGGAGGAGCAGGAGGGGGACGGUGAGACCCAGUGUAGACUCUUCUGCUUUGCCAAUACUAAAUACCAGGGAAAGCUACCCAGAGCCUGCCUCUCCCUCAUCUAUGAAACCUUACUACUGCAACAUAAGUUCCCCUUUAAUCAUCUCGUUGAGCCAUUACUCUAUCUCCAAACAUUCUCUCCAUUCUCCCUACAGGAUGGGAUUGUUGAUUUCCGUGAAUAUGUCACAGCGAUCAGCAUGUUGGCACAUGGCACCCCGGAGGACAAGCUCAAAUGGUCCUUUAAAUUGUACGACAAGGACCGAGACGGGGCCAUCACGCGGUCGGAGAUGUUGGAAAUAAUGAAGGUUUGUAAAAACUAUAUGAAAGUCGAAACUCACAAAUUCUGAUAUUUCUGUCUUUAACCCUUCGCUGCCAGAGUUGCCCUCCACAUAUUGCUGAAUUACAGAAUAAAUUACUGGUACAUAGACAUCACAGUCCCAGCUGGGGAAGGGGCACUAAAUGCAGGGACAUCAGGAGAAAGGAUAAUACAUUAUUAUUAUCAGCAUUUAUAUAGCACCAACGUAUUCCAUAGUGCUGUACAAUAUAAUAAAGGGGGAACCAAGCAAAAAAAGAGACAAUUACAGAAUGUUACAAGAACAGGUUGAUGAGGAGCCUACUCACAAAACAGAAAAUUAAAGAGAGAUAGUACUGUAUAGCCUAUGACCUGGACUGAACUGUUCUAAUUUCUCUUUUACAGGCUGUCUACAAAAUGAGUCUUUCUACUUCAAUUACGAAUGUCAACCCAAUGACCGCGGAAGAAUGCACCAACCGCAUUUUUAUUCGGCUAGAUAAAGACAGAAACGGUAAAUCAAGCUGCGAAGGAAGUGACCAGUAAUAUCUAGAAUUCUUAGAAAACUUUGAUUAAUCAGCAACCAACCAUUGGUAGCGAGCUAAGAAAUGCUUUAUAUCUUUGUAGACAUUAAAGAAAUCAAUUUCUAUAUUUAUAUUCACACAUUAAAAACCUUCAACAGUGUGUUAUGCAGUGCUUUAAAAUAUAAUGUAGGGAUUUACAACCAAUAUUAAUGUUACAAAUGUUAACAAUCGGUUAAUGAGCUUACACUCUAUAGGCGGUGAGGUGUAAGACCCUUUUUACUUACCUUUUUUCCCCCAUAUUUAAUUUUUUAUUGAGUUUUCAUUUACAUACAGCAUAGAACAUCAUGUACUCAAUUGGCACACACACAGUAAAACGAGAACAGUAUAAGAAAAGAAAUUAACAUAAUUAAAUAGAAUUAACACAGUAACUGAGUUAGGUAUCACAUCACUUGUACAUAUCUGAAAUGUAGCUGUAUCCAGGAUUAUUUCCUCAUGUUUUAUUUUUUAAUGCAGCAACAGUGCCUCUAGUGGUGGUCAGUGUCAGUGGCUAGAAGUGGAUGUAACCCAGCAAUAUAAACAUAGCAGACUCUACAAAACAGUAAUGUUUUACAUUGAGGGUUAAAAUAACAGGACCACUGCACCCAGACCACUUCACCAAGAUACACAAUUGAGAUACAGCAAUGAGAUACAGUGUUGAGAAACAGCAUUGAGAUACAGCAUUGAGAUACAUUGAGAUAUAGCAUUGAGAUACUUCAUUGAGAUACGUCAUUGAGGUACAGCAUUGAGAUACAGCAUUGAGAUACUUCAUUGAGAUAUGUCAUUGAGGUACAGCAUUGGGGUACAGCAUUAAGAUGCAUUGAGACACAGCAUUGAGAUAUAACAUUGAGAUAUAGCAUUGAGAUAUAGGAUUGAGAUAUAGGAUUGAGAUACAUUGAGAUAUAGGAUUGAGAUGCAUCAUUGUGAUACAGCAUUGCAUACAGCAUUGAGGUAUAAUGAGAUACAGCAUUGAGGUACAGCAUUGCGGUACAGCAUUGGCAUACAUUGAGAUAUAGGAUUGAGGUACAGCACUGAGAUAUAGCAUUGAGAUACAUUGAGAUACAGAAUGAGCUACAGAAUGAGAUACAGCAUUGAGGUACAGCAUUGAGGUACAGCAUUGAGGUACAGCAUUGACAUACAGCAUUGAGAUAUAGCAUUGAGGUACAGGAUUAAGAUAUAGCAUUGAGAUACAUUGAGAAAUAGGAUUGAGAUGCAGCAUUGAGAUACAGCAUUGAGAUACAGCAUUGAGAUACAGCAUUGAGAUACAGCAUUGAGACACAUCAUUGAUAUGCAUCAUUGAGAUAUGUCAUUGAGAUACUUCAUUGAGAUAUGUCAUUGUGAUACAGUAUUGAGAUACAGCAAUGACAUACAGCAUUGUCAUACACUAUUGAGACACAGCAUUGAGAUACAGCAUUGACAUACAGCAUUGAGAUAUAUCAUUGUGAUACAGCAUUGUGACACAGUGUUGAGAUAUAGCGUUGAGAUAUAGCAUUGAGAUACAUCAUUGAGAUACAGCAUUGAGAUACAGCAUUGAGAUACAUCAUUGAGAUACAGCAUUGUGACACAGCGUUGAGAUAUAGCGUUGAGAUAUAGCAUUGAGAUACAGCAUUGAGAUACAUCAUUGAGAUACAUCAUUGAGAUACAGCAUUGACAUACAGCAUUGAGAUAUAUCAUUGUGAUACAGCAUUGAGAUACAUCAUUGAGAUACAUCAUUGAGAUACAGCAUUGAGAUAUAGCAUUGAGAUACAGCAUUGAGAUACAUCAUUGAGAUACAUCAUUGAGAUAUAACGUUGAGAUGACAUGGUCUGGGCGACUUUAAUGAUCAUUCACAUAAUGCAGUAUAGGGAUGUAUAUUAAAACUAAUGUCAUACUACCACCUGCUGGCAAAAAUAUGUAAUGCACACUAUGUUCACUAUUUAUAUAUCGCCAAAAUAUUCCUUGUAACAUCAACGUCCAGGAAAUGAAAACAGUUUUAAGGUGAACAGAAUGAAAAAGUGAGUUUCCAAUGUGUAUAUAAUAAUUUACAGAGAAAUUGUAAAUAACCCAAUACUAUCUGACUUUGUGGAAUUAAUUAAUUAUAUUAAGUUAUCUCCGCAUUUAUCCUGGCAGUUGGCCAUUGGGCCUUUGGAUCGGCUUUUUAUCGAGUAAAUCGACCAAUUAUUUUUACUGUAUAUCUAAACUACCUAUUCCCUUGACAAGCUACGAAUCGGUCUUUUCACCCUGAGGCCCCAAUAAUCUAACCAUUCAUCUAGAAAUCUGUAGAAUCUGCUUAUUCAUCUCAAGAAUCUGCUAAUUAACCAUGAGAAUCUGACCACCCCUUCCCCCAAUCGGCCCAUGCAACAUAAGAAUCUUCUCUUACACUCAGACCAUGAAAAUCUCUCCAUUCAGCCUGAGACUCUGCCUAUCGACUCUGAGACUCUGCAACGGGUUAAUUCGGUGUGAUUUCUGAUGCUAAAUUAACUCUGUACUAUUUUUCUAUUUUUCCAGCUGUGAUCAGUCUUCAGGAGUUUAUUGAUGGUUCGCUAGACGAUGAUUGGAUUCGAGAUAUGUUGGAAUGUGACCUCAGUACAGUGGAAAUUCAAAAACCGGAGAAAUGUCUCCAAUUGCUCCCGCGAGCAUCGAGUCGAAGCAUGUUACCCCAAAAACAGGAAAAAACUGAUUACUCCCAGCACAGUGAGUGCAAAACUGAUCAGUAGAAGCCAAUCAGCCCAAUAUCUUGUGUAUUUUUAUUGCAUUCUGUUUUUUACAGUUACUUAAUAAAAUAAAGGCAGAAGAGAAGCACAAGCAGCUGUUACAUGCGCCAAGUUUGCUUUAAAGAGAUUGUGAACGCGAGACAAGCAUUGAUGUUCUAUUUUAGGACUGAUAUGUACUAUAAACUUAUCAAUCAUUUCAUCCCACAACGCCCAUCCCACGGAUCAAUAAAUGCAAGUAAUCACACAGCCACAUGGAAAAUGAACACCCAGAGAAUUAAAGCAUAAUAUAUAUAUAUAUCAGUUUUAAUUUUGUCGACUAAAGUUUUUGAGAUUUAGUCGACUAAAACUAGACUAAAACAAACCAUUCAGGUGACUAAAAUACGACUAAAACUAAAAUGGCUUUUUAGUCAAAAGACUAUGACUAAAACUAAAUUUAAUUUGCCAUCAAAAUUAACACUGCACAGAGGGGCUGGGGAAGGGACAAAAGAGACAGACCAGUGCUUGGGAGAGAGACACCUAGAGGGGCUGGGAGGACACAAAGAGACACAGAGGGGUUGUGGAAGGGGCAAAAGAGACAGACCAGGGCUUGGAAGAGAGACACCUAGAGGGGCUGGGAGGACACAAAGAGAUACAGAGGGGCUGGGGAAGGGGCAAAAGAGACAGACCAGGGCUUGGAAGAGAGACACCUAGAGGGGCUGGGAGGACACAAAGAGACACAGAGGGGCCAUGGAAGGGGCAAAAGAGACAGACCAGGGCUUGGAAGAGAGACACCUAGAGGGGCAGGGAGGACACAAAGAGACACAGAGGGGCUGUGGAAGGGGCAAAAGAGACAGACCAGGGCUUGGAAGAGAGACACCUAGAGGGGCUGGGAGGACACAGAGAGACACAGAGGGGCUGGGGAAGGGGCAAAAGAGACAGACCAGGGCUUGUGAGACAGACACCUAGAGGGGCUGGAAGGACACAAAGAGGCACAGAGGGGCGCUGGAAGGGGCAAAAGAGACAGACAAAGGCUUGAGAAAGAGAGAGACCUAGAGGGGCUGGGAGGACACAAAGAGACACAGAGGAGCAGUGGAAGGGACAAAAGAGACAGACCAGGGCUUGUGAGACAGACAACUAGAGGGGCUGGGAGGACACAAAGAGACACAGAGGGGCUGGGGAAGAGACAGAGGCUUUAACUAAACCCAUUAGAUUUUAGUCAUGUCAGAUAAAAUAUACUGGAGAUUUAGUCAACUAAAAUACGACUAAAACUAAAAUGAACACUGAUAUAUGUAUCCAAUACAAAAUAUAAAACCAGUUAUAUGUCAAGAUGUAAUUUAUGGAAACUGUCCAGCACUUUGUAAGAGAUAUUUGAAGUUAUUAAACAGGGAACUGAAGGGAAUUAUUAACGGAUUUACAGAAGAGGCUGCUGAAUUGAGCAAUUUUCACCCCGAUUUACUGUUAGUUAAUAAAUCCCCUUGUCAGAAAUGGUGGAAAGGAAAUUCCCUUUACUGGCAGCCAUCUUUACAGUUAUUCUCAGCCGAAACACAUCACGAGCCAUUCUGCCAAGACAUCGUAUAUUAGAAACUCCUUUAUAACAGUUUACUUAAAAUAUAUAUCCCCAGACACGGCUCUGUGUCCACUGACACAUUAAUACCAGUUACCAAGAUUAAAAUAAAAAUUAGAAACAGGUCUCUGGAUAACAUAGAGCGCAGAAUGAGUUCGAUAUAAACUUUGCGCUAAGUUCUGUCUACACGAGGACUGGUCGGCAGAGGCGCCAAUCAGGACGUUGUGCAUGUACGCCAGACAUAUUAUACCACUCUAGUUUUGUGGGUGUUGAACAGCAUUGACAGAACCCCCCACACCAUUACCCUAUAUCUUCUGCUCGAGAUUACAUGGAAAUGUUAUGAGAAAUUCUUUCAAAACUGAUUGUAAUACUCUGAUCAUUGAUGUAACUGGUAUUAUUUUUUUAAUCAUCGAUUAAAUACUAGUCAAAUGUUUCAAAUUCCUUUUAAUCCAGAACUGAACGAAUCACUCUUGGAUUUACACGAGACUGGAUUCGUUCAGAUAUAAAAUUUGGUUCGGACGAACUAUCAGAUUUUUGCACAACUCUGUUAAAUACUCUUUACUGUCUGUAUCUGAUUAAUGAAGCCAAGAGACACUUUGAAACGGGAACGUAUUGUUUGCCAUUUUAUUGAUAAUCAUUAAUUUCGCCAUGUGUGGUCGACACGCAGAUUGAUGGACUGAAUGAAUUACACAAUAAUAUUUCUCACUAUAUGAUUCUUUAGUAUAUAAACAGUUGCUAUUUCACUUGUUACAUGCAUCAUUAAUUAAAUAAACAUUUUAUUAUACC
Molecule: messenger RNA, 12346 nt
Organism: Pelobates cultripes (western spadefoot toad)
Lineage: Eukaryota; Metazoa; Chordata; Amphibia; Anura; Pelobatidae
Source: the annotation of a GenBank genome assembly